Molecule: messenger RNA, 849 nt
Organism: Mandrillus leucophaeus (drill)
Lineage: Eukaryota; Metazoa; Chordata; Mammalia; Primates; Cercopithecidae
Product: 60S ribosomal protein L19
Exons: 4
Biological process (GO): translation
Cellular component (GO): cytosolic large ribosomal subunit; ribosome
Molecular function (GO): structural constituent of ribosome; RNA binding
Source: RefSeq, a predicted model, not a curated record
AUGAGGAUAUUCAGGCUUCAGAAGAGGCUCACCACGAGUGCCCUCCACGGUAGCAAGAAGGUCUGGCUUGACCCCAGUGAGACCAGCGAAAUCAUCAACGCCAACUCCCAUCAGCAGAUCCGGAAGCUGAUCAAAGUUGGGCUGAUCAUCCACAAGCCUGUGACUGUCCAUUCUCGGGCUGGAUGCCAGAAAAGUACCUUAGCCCGCCAGAAGGGCAGGCACACAGGCACAGGUUAGCUCAAGGGUACAGCCAAUGCCCAAAUGCCAGAGAAGAUCACUUGGAUGAGGAGAAUGAGGAUUCUGCACCAGUUGCUUGGAAGAUAUCGUGAAUCGAAGAAGAUUGAUCACCACAUGUAUUACAGCCUGUACCUGAAGGUGCAGGGGAAUGUGUUCACAAACAAGCAGAUUCUCACGGAACACAAUCACAAGCUGAAGGCAGGCAAGGCCCACAAGAAGCUCCUGGCUGACCAGGCUGAGGCCCGCAGCUUUAAGACCAAGGAAGCACGCAAGCUCGGUGAAGAGUGCCUCCAGGCCAAGAAGAAGGAGAUCAUCAAGACUUUGUCCAAGGAGGAAGAGACCAAGAAAAAAAACUUCCCCUUUCCUUGUAUCUUCACCACAAGCCAGAGCUCAGUGGCUCCCGGGCAUUAUAACAACACGGACCCGCUAGUCAAUGACUCUCAGGUUAGCAGUUGUCGAAGCAUGAUUUUGAAGCCAGAUCUUAGAGUGUCUUUGUUGUCAGGUUAUCAGUGCUUUGUUGGCUGCAUUUCCCCUGCCUCAUACCUGAGCUUUUUCCUGCUGAGCUUCAUGCACAAGGACCUUCCAUUUGAUCUUCAUGGUUCUUCCCGGUAA